This is a messenger RNA of Tripterygium wilfordii, 1249 nucleotides long. RefSeq lists its product as uncharacterized. The record is from RefSeq and is a predicted model, not a curated record. The transcript has 4 exons. Bases 149 to 1000 code for a protein of 283 amino acids. Lineage: Eukaryota; Viridiplantae; Streptophyta; Magnoliopsida; Celastrales; Celastraceae.
GGAAAACAAAAUAAUAUCAAAGAGGGACUGAACUGAACUGCGAAUUCCCUGACAUCGUUAGAGCCACAAAGUUCUUGCUUUUGAUACCACUCUCUUUCUCUCUCGCUCUCGCGCGCGCGCACGGUCUCAAUGAGCUAAGUUGCUACAGAUGGUUCAACAAACAAUAGACUCUAAAUUCAGCGAGUAUGGGCUGGGUAGUACUGAAACUAACUUGCCCACUCAUGAUAAGCAGCUUCCAGUUGCUGUGAAGAAGACACCAUUGAAAGAUUUGCAAAACGAGAAUAGAAUUACAGUGCCCGGUCCUGUAGGAUAUCCUGCAUUACUGAAAGAUAGAGGGCCCAUUGUUGAUACCGCUAAGGUAUCUGGUUCCAGGAUACCCUCACCCGAAUGUCCUUUGAGCCCCCCUUGGCCUCAACCUGCAGCCAGUAAUGGUGCAAAUGGACAACUUGUCUAUGUCCGUAGAAAACCUGAGGCAGAAUUAGGUAAGAGCAACACUUGUGAUGCUUUAAGCAAUAACGCUGAUUGCCCACAUGCAAAGCAACUUGGUGACCAAGAAGUGACUAUCCUACCAAGAACCCACGUCAAGGAGCCAAACUUUGCUUGCUUUCCAGCAGUUGCACCUUCACCAGUGGCUACCUUGAUGAGCUCAUCUGGAAAGCCGUCAGUUUCUGUUCCUCUUGGAAAUUCUAAUAUGAGGUCAGCAACAGCAGAGUCCAAUUACAAAUCUGUUGCUUCCGCUACAGUAGCAUUGGGUAAUCUGAAGGGCACUACAAAUCUGCAUUGGGAAGAGCGAUAUCAUCAAUUGCAGUUAUACUUGAAGAAAUUAGACCAAUCAAAUCAAGAGGAGUACGUCCAAAUGCUUAGGUCAAUUUCAUCAGUCGAACUUAGUAGACUUGCUGUUGAGUUGGAAAAGAGGUCAAUCCAGCUCUCGUUGGAGGAAGCAAAAGAAGUGCAACGUGCUGCAGUCCUAAACGUCUUGGGGAAAUCUACAAAGAAAUAGUAUGAUGUAACAAAUAUUAUCUGUUUGUAGCAAUUUGGGUGCAGACUGGAGAGAAUAUAUAUAUAUAUAUAUAUAUAUAUAUAUAUAUGGUGAUUACUUGUUUCUUUUUGGCAUGGCUAUCCUGCCAUGUUGACCUGCUGUUUAUCUGCUAAUAGCUGCAUAUUUUAUUUGAAAUAUCCAGCUGCAUUGUUCAUCUCUGGAAUGCAGAAGCUGUUUACACUUAUAAAACUCUAAACUUCAUAGUAACAA